Gordionus sp. m RMFG-2023 is the source of this 2400-nucleotide messenger RNA. RefSeq lists its product as uncharacterized. The record is from RefSeq and is a predicted model, not a curated record. NCBI's taxonomy places the organism in Eukaryota, Metazoa, Nematomorpha, Gordioida, Chordodea, Parachordodidae. Bases 157 to 2265 code for a protein of 702 amino acids. The transcript has 3 exons.
UAUUUAUCACCACCCUUAUAAUUUUGCGAUCUUAUUUGAAAAAAAAACCUAAUAUAUUGGCAAGGAAGUAAUAAAAAAUCGCAACAUUAUUAAUAUUUUGAUAAAUGGGACAAAAAAAAUAGUAUAAGGAAAAAUUGGAGGCGGCCAAGUUCGUAGAUGGAAUCAAGCCACCCAGUGGCCUUUAUCAUGAUGGAAAGUCUGGAAGAAAGUCCUACCUUCGAUUACGUCAAAUUCUCUAGAGACACUAAUGUCGCGCCAGCUUCUAACAGUUAUCGCUUGAUUAAGUCGUGGGUAUUGGACAAGAACAAAUUUUCACGCAACAAAUCCAUCAAACUGGAUGGCAAAUCGAGGAGUUGCGAUGAUAACAUUACACCCCUCAAUUGCGCCGCUCCGGUAGAUACCCGUAAAAUAACGGCAUUAGUCCAAACUGGUAUCAAAAAGAAAUCGAAAUCAAAUCGUUCAAAAUCUAAAAACGAAGUGAAUGUAAAUAUAGGUGUCGCAACAACUCCUGAUAAUAAGAAUUCGAGGGAAAUCGUAAAUUCACCGUAUGAUGCAUCUAAUGAUAUAUCUGACGAUGUGAUGACACUGGGCGACUCUUUCAAAAAGAUUGACGUAGACAGGAGGAUGAAUAAACCUUAUUUACUGAGACAUAACAGUGAACAUUCCGAAUUUUUAGAUAAAACUUUACCCAUUGACGCCUCAAAUCCUGCCGUAGCACGCAAUAAAAAAUCGCAUUCACUUCCCUUUCAAAGCGUUAACCAUGAUCUUGAAUCAAAUGACAACUCUUUUGACACCUCUGGACAAUUGAGCGCCAUUAGGAAUAAAGAAAUAACCCCAUCCAACAUCGAGUGGAAAAAUUAUAAUCAUAUGUUGACGAAAGGAGAUAUAAAUGGGCUUAGCCUAUUAAUGGAUAAGCAAAAUUAUAAGCGCAUUAUCGACGAAUUAAGAACCCGAUUGGAAAAAAAGAUGACGGACGAUAAACAGGCGGAACAUGAUCACUUAUAUGAACACUGGAAACAAAAUAAAGGCCACGACCCGUUUGAGCCCGAAAUAAAUUACAAACCUGAUGUGAAUAAUAAUAAUAAUAAUAAUUUUGGUGAAAAAUACCUUUUUAACGCUUAUGAAAAAAUGCCUCAUGAAAGUGAGAAAUCUAUUUACAAUACCGACAUUUUGAAUGAUGUCUUCGAAAGUGGAACUCGAGGCAUUACGAAUGAAAAUAUUUCCAUGGUUCCAUACCCAUCUUCCUACAUGCCCAGACCAAUUUUGUUUUACCAACCCGAUCUUUAUAAAACCCCAAACAUGGCGAAUAUUGCAAUCAAUAAUAAUUAUGCUACGAACGACGAUGUCAUCAAUUUUAAUAACCAUUUACCUUUACCCAGCAUCCCAGCUAUUGAUCUAAAGGAUCCUCCAAAAAUAAACGAUUCAAUUUUGCCCGUUUCAAAGUUUAGCCAAAGUAACGAUGUUAUCGAUGCCAGUAAGCAACGAGAUAUUUCGACUAAAAAUAAUGAAGAUCGAUGUCUUGCUACUGAUUCAGUUAAUAACCCAAAUAGAAUUCUCGAUAGCGCGUAUUCCCAAUACAAAUCUCGCAACUUCUUCUCGGCGAACACUAACUUAAUUGGACAGACGUCUUCCGCUUUCAUAAUAAGUGGUUUCCAGGUUUUACCUGACACGAAUAUAGAAACGUUAGAGUCUAUAUGGACAAACUGGAGCGGCGCGGUUUUGUUAAACAAUAUCUCCCCGAAGACCUUUAAAUUGAGGGAGAUGCUCUUGUUUAGAAACAUCCAAAAGUGCCGCAACAAUCAACAAAUUUUACAAGAUAUGACGGAGGAAGAAAAAACUGCGGACACAAUUAAACCUGUACACUCUUUCGUUACUUCGAAUGAGCCAUCGACGGAGAGUACACAUUCGAUGGUUCCUUUAAACGUGGACGACCCUUUUCAAGAUUCGAUAUUUGACGCGUUACAUUUGAGCCAAAGUAUCAUCGAUUUUUAUAAGAAAAGCCAAUGCGCUCCGGUUUCAAACCUUUCAUUCGACAUUCAUCGUCCCGAACCACGGAGGUCAGAAGUGGGUGGAAUAAAGGAGGACCUUUUACAUAAACAGGACAUAGUUUUCUCUUACGUUUUUGUUGCUCAUUUCGAAAAUUUGAUAUCUAAAAUGGUGUCGGCCCUUAAUUUUAUAGAAGAUUUCAAGUUCAAGACUUGCAAGGGAAGCAUCUCGUUGUACAAAACUGUAUCUCAGUUUCAGGAAACCUUCGAAAGAUCAUAGUACCUGAUUUAGAAUUAUCUAGAUAGAAAUAUUAAUCUUUUUGAAAAAGGUUUUUUCGGUGCAAAAAUGUACAUUUAAAAAAAUAAUAAUUAAAUAUAUUUUAGGUGUUUUUAAAGCAAUACUUCUUUCACUUUA